AAGGUUGAUUGAAGCAGUGGGUCAACUAUAUUUACACAACAGGAUGUGGAACAGCACAUCAGACAUCACAUGACAAUAUGUUGAUCAUUCUGUUUCCUCGAAUCUGUUCAGAGAACAGUUGAGAGCAGACGGUAUGUUGAUGUGGUACUGGCUAUAGCUCGCAAGGACGAAGAUUGAUUAUUACUGAAGAUAUGGAGUGUUUACCAAAAAAGGGAUUGUGUGCGCCGAAUUAAUGAAGAUGGCGUCAAGGAAGACAGAGUUCACAUCGACUUGUCUGAUUUGCUUCGAGACGAGAGCUCUAAAGAUCGUCGGUAGAUGCAAUCACAACUUUUGCACAGAGUGCCUUUCGACGGUUUUUGACAGCCGGGAAAGUGGAAGCGAGGUGUUUCUAUGCCCUACGUGCCAAAAAGAUUGUCCACGACCCUCGGAUGGCGUGAAGGGGUUAUUGGAUUUUACAGGUAUAGCUGUUGACCAAGAAUCAGAAACGAUAACUGUGCUUGACAGUCCUGAGCAGACUGAAGGCCUUGAACCAUCCACAACCUCUGUGGAAGUAAAGGAAUCAGCACCAGACAAUGUGGUUAUCGCGAAAUGUCAGAUUUGUUUGCACAGGAAGAAGGACGCACAAGCAGUAGUUAUGUGCAUCGAUUGUGGACAUUUUUACUACUGUCAAGACUGCUCUGACGUCCACGCAAAGAACAAGGCAACCAGAGAUCACUCUGUUGCAGCAUUAAGGCCGGACAGACAAGACGAGGCGGCAAAAUGCAAGCUGCAUAGCACAGACUUGAUGAGUUAUUGCCAAAACUGCAACACCACAGUCUGCACAGUUUGUGUGAUGCUUGAUCAUGGUGACCACGACAUUGAGAAUCUCCGGGACACUAUUCAGUCGAAGGUUGGUCAGGUGAGUGCCAUGUUAGAGAAAGAAGAAAGCAAACUGAAGGAACUGGAAAUUCUGAAGCAAGAGCUGACUGCUUUGGAAGUUGAGGCCCAAACGGUAGACCAGCAAAAGAGCUUGAUUAAGAAGAUUGAGGAUCAUGCCCAGACAUGCAUUGACAAGACCAUCACAUGGAAAGAACAGCGGAAAGCUCAAGUCGCGACAGACUUCAAAGUCGUAAGAGACAUUCCUGAAUGUUUGAAAACGGUUUCCGAGGCCAUUGAAAAGAUACGGGAACCUUUGAAUAGAGCAAGUCGGUUGUUGUCUCAAACCGAACAUCACCCGGAUUACCUCGAGAAACUGGUGUCACGGCAGCAGGACUUGGAGUCUAUUGGACGAGUAGAUGUUGGGGAUGAGGUCGAAGGAAGGGAAUAUAAAGCUAAGCUCAGUGAGCUUCGUAGGAAGUAUAUCCUGUUCAUUCCAGCGAUGGACUUUAAGUGUGGAAAAUUAGGGCCAAGCAAUGCAUUCCCAGGGUCCCGUUUCUCCUUCUCUCUGCCCGAGGCCCAAGCAACCGGUGGGGCAGCCCUACCAGUACAACCACCGCGACACAUUGUUUUCACUCACUCUGAGCCGUACUUUUCACCAAUCAUGCCACUGCCUGAAUUAGUGGUACAGACAACAGGAGAGGAAGAAGAGACUGUGUUGUACAAGAACGACCGUGCACGCUUGUACCGCUUCUCGGAAGGAGAAUGGAAGGAACGUGGCACAGGUCCGGUCAAACUCUUGAAGAACGAAACAAAUGGGAAGGUCAGGUUCUUGAUGCGGAGAGAGCGAGUACUAAAGAUAUGCGCUAAUCAUUUUCUUCACGGAGGCAUGACCCUAACGCCAAUGAAAGCAUCACAGAAUGCCUACAUGUGGUGUGCACAAGACUUUUCCGAAGUGCAGCUGAAAAAUGAACAAUUUGCUUUGAGGUUUAGAACAGAAGAGAUGGCUACCGAAUUCCGGGAUAACUUCUUGAAGGCGGUUGAACAUGCUGAGAGCAGUGGAAAGGAAAGAGAAACUUGAGCCACAAAUACCACAGUUGUCUCUGCAGCUACGGAGAUCCCAAGCGCCAAAUUAUGAACAUUUCUGAGCACAGAAUUUUGGCCUCUACAUUUGGCUGCCAAAUAGAACUGUUUAUGUGUGUGUGUGCGCUUCCCUCUGGCCCACUGGUAAUUUGAAUUCACUGACUUAAAAAAAGCUCAACUCCAUUUUUUCCCUUCAAAAUCGAAGUUUUACCUAUUUUUUAAUCUAUUGACUUUAAAGAGGAUUUCGCACUCGUAACGUUUCAGCAGAAAUUUUCUCUGGCGAUGAAACUGAAUCUUCUCAUUUCCUGUUUAAAAGUCCGGCAUAGAUCGGCCUGAUGUACACGUGGACAAUAGCUGGGCCUGCAAUAGGGUUCAAUUCAGACUGAUGGUGCAUCAAUACAGACUGUGGAGUGGUUGGGGCAUUGUAUUGCUUGCAAGAAGUUAGCUUUAAGCUUUCAGUAGUGGUAGAGAAGGCCCCUUCUCUCAACUAAUUCCCUGUUUAUUUUUUAAAGGAAUUGACACUGAACUGAACUAAUCAAUACCGACAGUGAGGCAUCAAUUUCUAAUUCUGAAACAUCUAAAAUUAAACAACAACUAUGAACAUUGAUAAAAUUAAUGAAAACUUUUUCGAAUAGUUUUGAUACAAAUUUUGUUUAGAAAAUCCAAACCAAAUACGAGGAAAUCCUCUUCUCUUUUGAACCUACCUUCAGC
Messenger RNA from Lineus longissimus, 2649 nucleotides. RefSeq names its product probable E3 ubiquitin-protein ligase MID2. The transcript is spliced from 2 exons. Gene Ontology annotation, molecular function: GTPase activator activity; zinc ion binding. The record is from RefSeq and is a predicted model, not a curated record. Bases 233 to 1936 code for a protein of 567 amino acids. Gene Ontology annotation, cellular component: cytoplasm; nuclear pore. Gene Ontology annotation, biological process: nucleocytoplasmic transport. NCBI's taxonomy places the organism in Eukaryota, Metazoa, Nemertea, Pilidiophora, Heteronemertea, Lineidae.